UGUGAAUUAAGAAAGAAUAAAUGAAGCCCAAAUUACAUACAGCGGACCUCUUCACUUCUCCCUCCACCGCGCCGGAAAAAGUUGUCUGUCGCCGUCGUAGCUUCAUGCUCUCUUCAUCAGUUUCUUCUCCCCUCCCACUGAGAGAACUCAAAAGAUUUACAAUUCCUACCUCUUCUUACAAAAAUAGGCCGAAUUCUACUCACAUAACUCAAACUCCACCACCAUUCCACCACCAACAACUUUGUUCUUUCUGCCACCGCAAACUCUCGGAUCAUAAGAAUGACAGCUUUUGGUGCUGUUCUUUCUCUUAGGAAUACAAUUAACAAUAUUCUCUGUUGUUCUCGUUUUAGCCUUGUUGGUCGUUCUAAACAAAUUAUAGAAGGCGUGUGCAGUGAGUUGGAGCCUUGGGAAGAAAUUCUGGAAAGAUUGGAUGACACAAGUCCAAGCAAGAGCAGGAAGAAGGUGAAUGCUCUGGAUGGAAGAAUCAAAGAUGCAAUAUGGAAAUUUGAAGACUCAUUGGAAUCCCUUCUCGUUCAACAGAUUCCUUUACAAUUUGAAAGUAUUCCAGAUAUUGUCUCCAUUAGUCUGCAGAGUCUGCAAAAUGAUGUUGAUUUCUUGAUCCAUGCACUCAAUGAUAUGAAGGAGGAGUACAUUUAUGAAGUAGAGAAUAUGGCUGAAGACGAACCUAUUUCCUCAAUAAUCGGUUUUCAUGGAGCCAACUCAAAGAUGAUUGGAUUAUCAGACCAAUUCCAACAACUCAAAGCCGAUCUUAUGAGAGCAUCUUGCGGCUGGAAUUAUAUGGGUUGGGGAGACCACAGUUGCUAUACACUUUAUGGAACGGCAUGCAUUGAGAAGACCACUCUUGCUAUGCAAAGUUACGAAGAUCCAGAAAUUCAGAACAAAUAUGAGUGCCACACGUGGGUCACUGUAGGCAGAGUACCUCAACCAAUCAGUCAAAUUUCACGUGGCAUUCUAGCUCAACUUUGUGGAAUCACACAAGGAGAUGAAGAAAUAGGCGACUGCUUGAAAGAAAAAUUGGAUGGCAUGAAUUGCCUAAUUGUGUUGGACGAUGUUUGGGAGACACGUGAAUUGAAUUACUUGGAAGAUUCCUUACGAGACAUCCAAAAUGGAUGUAUUCGUGUCUUGCUUACUGGUCGACAUUGAAAAAUGAUAAAUGCUUAUAUGCAUAAUGAAUAUUCGUACGAGGUGUGGUUUUUGAAAGAAGAAGAAAGUAUGGAUCUACUAUGUGAGAAGGUGUUUGGUGAUGAGGUUUGCCCUCCUCAACUUCACAAAUCUGCCACCAAAAUUGCCAAGCUUUGUGAAGGCCUCCCUCUCUUGAUAGUCACUGUUACUGACAUCAUAUCGAAAUCCGGGCGGAAUAGAAACCCAACCUACUGGAAGGAUGUAGCAGAAAAGAAAAAUUCAGUCUUCACGGAUGCAUAUAAUAAAAUAUCAAAGGUACAAUUCCCAAGUUACGACUAUUUACCUCAACGUCUUAAAAUUCCUUUUCUGUUUAUGGGAGUUUUCCCUCAAGAUUACAAUAUCCCACCUUCGAAGAUUAUCAUUAUGCUCACCAUUGAGGGGUUGUGGUAUGAUCGGGAAUGUUUCAGAGAACUGGCUUUCUACUACAUUCUUGUUUUACGCAUCUUGAAGAGUGUUUAAAUCUUCGCAUGAGAUUUCUGUUAGCGAUUUUAAAACUUACUCAAUGUCUCUAUACUUUCCCAAUAGAAAUUCUCUCACUAGUCCAACUAAAGUACCUUGCUUUAACUUGCAACGGAGAACUCCCUGCAACUAUAUCCAAACUUUUCAACCUUCAAGUCUUGAUUAUGCAUCCACAUCAGAACAUCAAACGUUGUAGAGCUCCAUCAUAUGUACCAAUACAAAUAUGGGACAUGCAAGAGUUAGAACAUAUUGAGAUAUUGGGAAAGAACCUUGUAUCUUCAUCUCAUGUUGCUUCUUUGAGAAAGCUCUCAACAAUUGUAGGUGUGAAUGCUAGCAUUUGUACUCUCUUGGAACUCUCGAGAAGAAUUCCUAACAUAAAGAAAUUAGGAAUACAGAUUGAGCUAACACCCUAUGAUGAUCAUAAUGACCUUUUGAGUUGCUUUGGUUGCAUUUCAACACUUGGAAGUUUGGAGACACUCAAAUUUAGUAUCAGAAAUAGUGUUGUCAAGCAUGGUCAAAUUUUCCAGGUGACUUCUGGGUCACUAAGGUUGCCACGUAAUUUGAAAAAGUUGCAUUUGAGUGGCAUGAGUUUACCCUGGGAAUACACGGAUGCCAUUGGCUCAUUGCCGAGUCUUAAAGUGCUCAAACUGUGAUCAUACGCCUUUCAGGGUUCGCAUUGGAAAACAAAAAGGCAUAGUUUUUCAAGUCUCGAGUUUCUUCUAAUUGAAGAGAGUGACUUGGUGCAAUGGAAACCAGGAUACCUAAGCUUCCUUAAGCUUAAAUAUCUAAGCUUGAAACAUUGCUACAAACUAAAAGAGAUCCACAGGCCCGCUUCUGUGUACGCAGAAUUUGGACGUAUGAUCAUAGAGAUUGAAUUGGAGGACUGCAAUCCUUUAGCUUUGACUUGGGCCAGCCAAUUACAACCAACUAAUGAUGUUAACCUUUGUGUUAUUGCCUCUUCUUCGUUUUAUGAGAAACCGACAACUUUCAAUAGUGAAAGGGAUGGCGCGGACUAUAUAUCUGGGUUGGAAAGAUCCAUUUUGGGAGUUGAGGAGGAGAAUGAUGACGAAGAUAUGUCUGAAAAUGAGGAUACAGACAAAGAGGAUGAUUUUUAAGAAAUUGCCAAUUGGGGUGAGGAUGGUGAAGGUAUUGCUCAUGUGAAUGCUUUGGAGCUAUUAGGAGAGGAGUAACUUUGUUCAAUGAUCAUCUUAUAAAUUCUACCUGAAAAACGGCAGAUAUAGGCGAGGGUGAUGAUAUGGAUACCGAGGAAGAGGAUUGUGAUGAAGAAGGAAUACAAUUGCCAAUAUUCUCCGUUGUUCUCGUUUUAGCCUCGUUGGUGGCUCUCGGCAAAUCAUAGAAGGCGUGCACAAGGAGUUGGAGCCAUUGCCAGAGAUUCUAAAAAGAUUGGAUUACACAAGUCCAAGCAGAAGCAGGAAAAAAGUGAAUGCUUUGGAUGGAAUAAUCAAAGAGACAAUAUAGAGAUUUGAAGACUCGUUGGAAUCCCUUCUCACUCAACACAUUCCUUCACAAUCUCAAACUCUUCCACAGAUAGUCUUCAUUGAUCUCCAGACUCUGCAGAAUCAUGCUCAUUCAUUGAUCGAGACGCUCAAUGAUAUGAAGAAGGAGUACAUUUAUGAGGUAGAGAAUAUGCCUCAAGACGGAGCUAUUUCCUCAUCAAUUGGUUUUCAUGGAACCAACUCAAAGAUGGUUGGAUUAUCUGACCAAUUCCGACGACUCAAAACCGAUCUUAUGAGAGGAUCUUUCAGCUGGAAUCGCGUGCACGCACUUUAUGGAACGGCAGGCAUUGGGAAGACCACUCUCUCUAUGCAAAUUUACCAAGAUCCGCAAAUUCAGAUCGUAUAUCAGCGACGCGCGUGGGUCACUGUAGGCAGAGUACCUCAACCGAUGAGUCAAAUUUUACAAGGCAUUCUUGCUCAACUGUCUGUAAUCAAACAAGGAGAUGAAGAAAUAAUUGAUCACUGCUUGAAAGAAAGAUCCGUUGGCAAGAAUUGCCUUAUUGUGUUGGAUGAUGUAUGGGAGAUAGAGGUAGUAACAUUCUUGAUACAUUGCUUACCAACCAUAAAAAAUGGAUAUAUUCAUGUCUUGCUCACUGGUCGAUAUCGGAAUUGGAUGAGUGAUUUUUCGUUGUAUGAGGUUCGGUUUUUGAAGGAAAAAGAAAGUAUGGAUCUACUAUGUGAGAAGGUGUUUGGUGAUGAGAUUUGUCCUCCGCAACUUCACAGAGCUGCCACCAAAAUUGCCAAGCUUUGCGAAGGUCUUCCUCUCUUGAUAGUCACUGUUGCUGAUAUCAUAUCCAAAUCCGAACAGAAUAGAGAUCCAGUCUAUUGGAAUGCAGUAGCAGAAAAGAGAAAUUCAGUCUUCACGGAUGCAUAUAACAGAAUAUCAAAGGUACUUUCCCCAAGCUACGACUAUUUACCUCAACAUCUAAAAGUGCCUUUUCUGUUUAUGGGAGUUUUUCCACGAGAUUAUAAUACCCCCAUUUCCAAGAUCACCAUUAUGCUCACCGCUGAGGGAUUGUCGGAUGCUAAGGGGUUGUUGGAGGAUUGGGAAUAUUUGAGAGAGCUAGCUAUCAACUACAGUCUUGUUUUAUGCAGAUUGAAGAGUGUGCAUAAAAAUUCUCAGUUUCAUUCUUCAUAUAAAGAGUUCAAUGCUAACGAGUAUAAAACUUGUUGGCUUCAUUCUUCAUGGAGACAUGUGUGUAGGGGAGAAGCUAGUAAGAACAAAUUUUAUCAUCUACUAAGUAAGUUGAAUGAUGCAGAAGAAGAAGUUCUAAAAGGCCAACGCGGCUUGUGUAUCGAAAACAACAUUUUAUUUGGCAUCAAAGAGUUUUGCGACUCAGUGAGAUUGAACUGUGCAUCCUAUACCCGUUCCCUCCUUCUCUAUGGUCCUUACCACCAAUAUCCAAUCCCUAUAGAUGUCGGUUUCAGAUUGCUAAGGGAAAUAGAUGCUCUUACACAACGUUUCUACACUUUUCCGAUAGAAAUUUUGUCACUAGUACAUUUAAAGUACCUUGCUCUAACUUGUAACGGAGAACUCCCUUCAACUAUAUUGAAACUUUUCAACCUCAGAGUCUUAAUUAUCCAUCCACAUAUGGACAUUAUACGUAUUAGAGCUCCAUCAUAUGUACCAAUACAAGUAUGGGACAUGCAAGGGUUAGAGCACAUUGAGAUAUUAGGAAAGAGCCUUGUAGCUCCAUCUCAUGUUACUUCUUUGAGGAAUCUCUCAACACUUGUCGGUGUGAAUGCUAGCAUUUGUACUGUAUUGAAACUCUCCACAAGGAUUCCUAACAUAAGGAAAUUAGGAAUACAGAUUGAGUUGAUGCCUGAUAAUGACCAUAACGACAUUUUGAGAUGCUUUGGUUGUAUUUCCACACUUGUAAGUUUGAAGACACUCAAAAUCAGUAUCACAAAUCCCGUGGUCAAGCGUGGUCAUGGCUUCCCGAAGGCUCCAUGGUCAUUGAAGUUGCCACGUUAUUUGGAAAAGUUACAUCUGAGUGGCACAGGUUUUCCAUGGAAAUACAUGGAUGCCAUUGGCUCUUUGCCAAGGCUUGAAGUGCUCAAAUUGCGUUCCUAUGCUUUUCAAGGUUUACAUUGGAAAGCAUAUAGGAGAAGUUUUCCGAGGCUUCAGUUUCUUCUAAUUGAAGAAAGUGAUCUGGUACAAUGGAAACGAAGAUCUAAAAGCUUCCCUAUGCUUUCAUACCUAGGCAUGAAACAUUGCUACAGACUGGAAGAGAUCCCCAAGCCUCAUAUUCCAUACUCGUAUAAGAGACCUUCUUGGAUGUACGUAAAUGGAUAUAAGAUCAUAGAGAUUGAAUUAGUAGACUGCAAUCCUUUAGCUUUGAUUUGUGUCAGCCAAUUUCAACCAGAUAAAGGUGUGAGGCUUGAUGGUAUUGCCUCUUCUACUUUUUAUGAGAAACCGAUGACUAUCAAAUUUCAAAGGUAUCGAGUCACCUCUACAUCUGAGCUGAAAAGGUGAGGCUGAUGAUGGGGAUUACACGUACGACCGUGAGGAUAUAUGGAAGAGGAUUAUGAUAAAGAAACGAAAUUUAAGAAGAGGAUGAAGAAGAGUAGUAGCUUUGCAUAAUUAUCAUCUUUUAAAGGCCAAGCACAUUGCUUCUUCUUUCUUUCAGUUAGGUUUCAUGGAUUUUCUGCAGUAUUAAUUAAGCAAAAGAUACGAGUCUUAGUAGUUGAACUGAAGUAAUCCACUUUGAUGUGCAGGAGACCUCUUUGAGGUUUUGAAUCUGUUGCUACAAAGUCAUGCACAAUUUGAUCAAUGAAUUCAACAAUAUUUGAAGUGAUUUCUUGGUAUUUUGAUUUGAUUUGAAUAAAUAAUUCAUCAAUAUUAUAAUUUGAGUUGUGUUGGA
Molecule: messenger RNA, 6043 nt
Organism: Salvia hispanica
Lineage: Eukaryota; Viridiplantae; Streptophyta; Magnoliopsida; Lamiales; Lamiaceae
Source: RefSeq, a predicted model, not a curated record